This is a messenger RNA of Entrophospora sp. SA101, 677 nucleotides long. Lineage: Eukaryota; Fungi; Glomeromycota; Glomeromycetes; Entrophosporales; Entrophosporaceae. The record is from the annotation of a GenBank genome assembly.
AUGGAAAUUCAAUACAUUUUGAACAAUGAACCUUCAACUGUUACAUAUUUUGUACUUGAAAAAGAACCUGAAGAAGAUAUUUUUACUAAUGGCUCUUCAAUUGUAGCCAAAAUUUUGAAUAUAAGAAAAUCUCAUGAGGCCUAUUCAGAUUCAAAACAUUUGCACAAAGUUUCAAAUAUAAUGAGAUUAGAUAAUGCAUAUGAAAAUAUUAAUACUAAUACUGCAAAUCAAUUAAUCACACAAAUUACAAGUAAUGAUUCUGGACAAACUGUUAGAAGAAGAAUGACUAGGAUUGAUGAAUUUUUGAAAAAUCCAUUCAUAUUUGUAGACAAUACAGGUAAAUGUAAGGAACUCAGUGAAAUUGAAUAUGCAAUGACUAUGACUGCACCAAUAAUGAAAAGUAUAUUCAGUGAUGUCUUGGAUCGUCUGAAACUUCACUGGGGAGAAACGAUGUCUUAUGUCAUGUCUGAUUGUUGUCGAAAAAUUGAUUUGAGGUUUGUUCAUAAAGCCAAAGGACUUGAACUCAGCCAUUCUGAAUGCGCAAAAGUUCCUACGCCUGCAAAAGCUGUACAUGAUCGUUCAAAAUUUUUACAAACAUUGAAAGGUGUUCUUGAUAAUUUGUUGAAAGAAGAUUUAUCAGAUGAUGAAGUUCAGAAUUCAAAAAUAUUAGGAAAUCA